AUGCCCCCUGGGAAGAUUCUCACCGCGCUGCAAGCCUCUGAUUUUGGCCUCUUUGGCGCCACCUGGUGGCCCUGCGCCCCGUUCCCCCAGCUGCGCAUCGUGACCUACCUCGUCGUGUGGCUCUUCAUCUGGGACGACGAGAUCGACCUCUCCGACGGCACGCUGUGGAACGCCUUCGGCGCCGCCCAGCUGUACCGCGACCAGACGCUGGCCUACGUGCGCUACACGCUCGGCAUCGACGCCGCCCGCCCACCCGUCACAAACCGCAUCAUCCUGAUGUUCGCGCCCAUCGGCGCGGCCGUCAGGGAGCGCUACUCGCUCGCGCAGCGCACGAUGUUCUACGACGAGAUCCGCUACUUCAUGGAGAUGAGCGAGCGGGAGCAGCGACUGCGGCUCGCGGGGCCGAUCCCGGCCCUCGAGGAGUUCUGGCGCUAUCGGCUGGGCAGCAGCGCCGUGACGGUGUGUCUGGCGCUGAACGAGUUCUCGUGGGCGGCGAUGGAGCUGCCGCUCGAGUUUUAUGCGGAUGAGGACGUGAAGGAGAUUUUUAGGUGCACGAAUACGAUUAUUUCGGCGACGAAUGAUCUCGUGUCGAUUAAGAAGGAGGUGAAACGUGAUGCGAUUGACUCGCUUAUUCCGAUUAUAUAUGCCCACGUGGGCGAUAUCCAGGUCGCUGUGGCGGAAGUCGUUGAGUUCGUAGCGGCGGAGAUUAGAAAUCUGGAUGUAGCGGCGGAGAGGCUGUUUAGGCGGUACGCAGAUGCUGAUGAGAAAAUGCAGGCACAGGUGAGAGAUUUCGUGGAUGGGUGCAAGUAUUACACCACUGGGAACUUCGUGUGGUCUUUGGAGACGGAUCGAUAUGAUGUUGAUUAUGCGGCGGAUGGCUCCGGGGAUAUUCUCAUGACGCUUUGA
This is a messenger RNA of Mytilinidion resinicola, 906 nucleotides long. RefSeq names its product terpenoid synthase. NCBI's taxonomy places the organism in Eukaryota, Fungi, Ascomycota, Dothideomycetes, Mytilinidiales, Mytilinidiaceae. The transcript has 2 exons. Bases 1 to 906 code for a protein of 301 amino acids. The record is from RefSeq and is a predicted model, not a curated record.